CAUUACGAUUUAGGCUUCGGUCAUUGCAGUUAUGUUAAUAAUUUAAAGAAAUUUAGUUAACAACUUAACCUAGUUAUGGUUGAACCGUUCCUUGAUCUCUGGGUUCUACUAAAUAAAUUAUGUGGCCUCUGGGUACAAGAAUUGGCAGACGUGAGCUGGGUGGGUACCUCACACAUUUGUGGCCGCAGAUUUAAUAAAACCCAUCAGAGUCUUGAAGCAAGCUUUAGCAAUGUAUUAUAUAUGCCCUUGUCUCUCCAUGAAAAGCUGGUCAAAUAUUAGGACUAAACCCACCCCAGACCCAACGACCCCAUCCAAUUGUAUUGGUUAGUUAAGUGUUUGUAUAUAUUAAUUACCAAGUCCACUAUGUAUCCGUCACCAAGAUGGAGCUGGUUACCCAACAUGUCCUACAAAGCCUUAAGCUCCCAGUCCCACUCCUAGCUAGCAGCUACAAGGCUAGACACAUAUACCUUGCUACUAAUGAUAUAUAAAACGCCACAAAACAGAAGAUUUUCUUCAACUGAUCAUCAAAAAAUCCUAUGCACCUCUUGUUCUCUCUCUCUUUCUCUCUCUCUCUGCCUUCUAAGAGUAGUUUGAAUUAGUUUCAGUAGUCAUCUUUUGAGCUUGACCCUUUAAUUAUAAUUAUAAUUCAUGGGUAAUUCCAUCUCGCACAAGCAAUUACAUGCCAGCGCCACCGGAAAAGUGAUAUUGUCGGAUGGGUCGGUGCAUCAGUUCAACAAGCCCCUAACAGUUGCUGAGCUCAUGCUAGAGCACCCACAACAAGUGGUUGUCGAAUUCGGAGCGGCUGUCUCCGAAAAAAGGCCAACCCCAUUGCCUGCAGAUAUGAAGCUAGACAAGAAAAAGAUUUACUUAAUGCUGCCAAUGAAGCGAGGGAAACCAGUCUCUUUGUCAUCCCAAGAGAUUCACGGCCAUCCUGGACAAGCUUGUGCUCUGCCAAACAAGGAAUCUUGUGCGGAGAGGACGUCGAAUUCGAAGUACAUGCCACAGUUUGAUCUGCCGGAAGAUUUGGACGCGAGACCAGAAUAUUUGAGUAGGCAGUUUUCAGGCAAGGGGACUUGGAAACCAAAUUUGGAUACCAUUAAGGAGAAGAAGGUUGACAAGAAGAAAUCUCAUUGGUUAUUUUGAACUAAUAAGAAAGAUCCAUUUUAGUGAUGAAGUGCCAAGUUUGUAGUAUUUCGAUUUCGACUAUGCUGCAUCUGCAUCUGCAUGGCAGGCCUUGUGAGACAAUGGGCAAGGAAAUUAAUUAAGAAUGUUGUUGAACUAAGCAUAUAUAAGAUGAAUUGUAUGUGAUUUAUAAUUAAUUAGAGCUAAUUGUAAGAGAUAAUGGCUGUAUGAGAUUGUGUAAGCUGUUCGACUAGUGUUGUUUUGUGUGUCAUUUAUGAGAGUAUUUUGAUGAA
Messenger RNA from Prunus dulcis (almond), 1415 nucleotides. RefSeq lists its product as uncharacterized. The record is from RefSeq and is a predicted model, not a curated record. The transcript is spliced from 2 exons. NCBI's taxonomy places the organism in Eukaryota, Viridiplantae, Streptophyta, Magnoliopsida, Rosales, Rosaceae. Bases 649 to 1143 code for a protein of 164 amino acids.